This is a messenger RNA of Lachnellula hyalina, 1404 nucleotides long. RefSeq names its product putative betaine aldehyde dehydrogenase (gene meu8). Lineage: Eukaryota; Fungi; Ascomycota; Leotiomycetes; Helotiales; Lachnaceae. The record is from RefSeq and is a predicted model, not a curated record. Bases 1 to 1404 code for a protein of 467 amino acids. The transcript is spliced from 3 exons. Gene Ontology annotation, molecular function: aldehyde dehydrogenase (NAD+) activity.
AUGUCAGUCGAAACGAUCACUACUAUUUCCCCUACAACCAACAAGCCAAUACUCACUCGAAAUGGUAUUUCUACCUCCGAUCUUGAGCUUCUCCCGCAAGUGGCAACCGAGGCGUUCCAAAGUUUCCGCAAGACUUCCUUGGCAGAGCGACAGGCAAUUGUGAAGAAAGCUUUGAAGCUCUUGAACGAUAAGCAAGAUGUACUGGCUAAAGAACUUACUGAGCAGAUGGGCAGACCUAUUGCCUAUGGUGCGAAAGAAGUUGCCACAGCUGUAAAGAGGGGAGAAUAUCUUCUGAAGAUCAGCGAAGAUGCAUUGAAGGACACAGAUGGAGAAGCGGAAAAGGGAUUCAAGAGAUUUAUUCGCAAGGUGCCCGUGGGCCCAGUGUUGAUCCUCUUUGCGUGGAAUUACCCAUAUUUGAUCCUGGUCAACUCCCUCAUUCCCGCCAUCCUAGCUGGGAACUCAGUUAUACUUAAGCCUUCCCCACAGACUCCAACCAUCGUGGAGCAUAUAUCCUCCAUCUUCACUGAAGCAGGCCUUCCUCAGAACGUCAUUCAAUACUUCCAUUGUGGCUCACCACUUAUCAUCGAAUCUAUCGUCAGGGACCCAAAGAUAGCAUUGGUAUGCUUUACUGGCUCAGUUGCUGGCGGAUUGGCAGUUCAAAAGGCAGCUGCAGACCGCCUUGUCAAUGUUGGCUUGGAACUCGGUGGAAAGGACCCUGCAUAUAUUCGAUCCGAUGUUGACAUCGCAUGGGUCGCAGAAGAAAUUGUUGAUGGAGCAGUUUUUAACUCAGGCCAAAGCUGCUGCAGCUUGGAAAGAAUCUAUGUGGAUGAGACGAUCCAUGAUAAAUUCGUCGAAGCCGUGCAAGGCGUCUUGAAGGGCUACAAACUUGGCGACCCAUUUGACAAGGAAACACAUGUUGGUCCUGUUGUCUCGAAGCGUUCGAAGGAGAUGAUCGAAGCUCAUAUCAAGGACGCACUGGAGAAAGGGGCUAAAGAUGCGACGCCAGACAACGCUUCAUUCAACUCACCUCCUUCAGACGGCAAUUUCGUUAAACCAACUCUUCUCACAAACGUCGAUCACCAUAUGACGGUCAUGACAGAGGAGACUUUUGGCCCUGUAAUUCCAGUUAUGAAAGUCAAGAGUGACAAAGAAGCGAUCAAACUCAUGAAUGAUAGCGAGUUUGGUCUGACUGCUUCUAUCUGGACGAAAGACACGGCGAAAGGUGCGGAACUCGCCGAGUCCGUCGAGGCAGGCACCGUCUUUGUCAACAGAUGCGACUACCCAAGCCCAGAUCUUGCAUGGACCGGUUGGAAGAACUCAGGAAAAGGCGUCACCCUGAGCAAAUUUGGAUUCGAUCAAUUUGUCAAGCUGAAGAACUUCCACGUCAAGGAUUAUCCUAAAUAA